Triticum aestivum (bread wheat) is the source of this 759-nucleotide messenger RNA. RefSeq lists its product as uncharacterized. Lineage: Eukaryota; Viridiplantae; Streptophyta; Magnoliopsida; Poales; Poaceae. The transcript has 3 exons. The record is from RefSeq and is a predicted model, not a curated record. The coding region runs from base 226 to 537 and encodes 103 amino acids.
UCGGCCAAAACAAAACUGCAGCGGCCCGAAAACCCUAACCCUAGCUCAUUUCCGGCUUUCCUCCCCGAUUCACCGGAUGCAGCGAUUUCAGUGACUUGAGCGCCGGCGGCGGAGCUGACGGCGACGUGGGAGGCGGGGAGGUCCUUCACACGUGCACAUCCGUAAGUGUGCCACCGGCUACUUUCUGCCCGCGCGUUAUCCAGAGACAGCGGCGUCGCGGCGGCGAUGCCCACGCUCGGCGGCGGUUCUGCGGGAUCUGGACACGGCGUCAUCAAGGGGAAGAAAGGGAAGACGAUUGCUGACAGUAAUGACCCUGGUAAAGCGUUUGCAAACAAGUUUAGAGUCACAUAUGGAAAGUACGAGUCUGAGGCGAAUUCUGAAGAUUGGAAUAGUAUUCUCUCCAUAGAAAAGAUGCUGAGCCUUCCUCCUGAUCGUGAACCGAAGGAGUAUUUCACGGAAUUGGACCAAAAUCUGUAUAAGGUAGUCAAAAUCAUCGAAGGAAGGAAGUUGGAACCCAAGAGAGAGAGAGAUUGGUGAAGGACCUACGACUUUUGAUAGAGCAGUUCCUUGAGAUUAAGGAAACUGGCAUAUUUGUCAAUGAGGACAGACAGGUUGAUUCAAGCUUUUUAAGUAUAAUUAUGGAUUUGUCAGCAUAGUGUUAUAGAUGUUUGUUUUAUUCGAUUGUAGUGUGGUUUGUGCAAGUUUUUUGAAGUAAUAAUUAUGGAUUUGAGAGCAAUAAUGUUAUAGACGUUUGUUUUA